This is a messenger RNA of Asparagus officinalis (garden asparagus), 4880 nucleotides long. RefSeq lists its product as uncharacterized. The coding region runs from base 1285 to 2760 and encodes 491 amino acids. The record is from RefSeq and is a predicted model, not a curated record. Gene Ontology annotation, molecular function: protein binding. NCBI's taxonomy places the organism in Eukaryota, Viridiplantae, Streptophyta, Magnoliopsida, Asparagales, Asparagaceae. The transcript is spliced from 3 exons.
CAUAUUUUUUCAUUUCUCAUCAUUCUCAAAUGUGGAUUGAAUUUAAAGGAUUUACAGGUUAGAUAUAAGCAAGUUGUGAUAAAGAAAAGAGCUAGUGAUCUGUUGACAACUGGUACUUAUCAAAUAUCGAAACUUUUUAACCACGAUAUCCUUUUUUAUCAAAAAUGGAAAGUUUUAAUUGAGUUUAGGUUGUUGAAAAUGGCAUAAACAAUUUCAUAAGCUUCCUCUUGACGGUUCUAGUAUUCUUUCAAUACAUUAUCAGUUGAUUAACUCUUAGUGAUCUUUAUACUGCUUGGGCAUCCUACAAUAGGAGCUAGAGGAUUUUGAAGCUUGGUAUGGUGGUCAAUUACCUUUUGUGGAAAGGAUUUGAAGUAUUGUGAGUUUAUGAAAAGAUUUUUCUAGUGCACACAUGUGACAGUCGAUCAGCAUGAUUUCGGCUGGGAUCAUGGAUUAGGCAGGCUUUUAUAGUUUCUCCAAUUCUUUGUUUCCUAAAAUUUAUAAAGACUAGAUGGAUUACAUAGCUUUUGCCUAAGCUUGGAAAUUUCUGUGUUAUAGACUUUGCAGUUGGUGACGUGAUGAAAAUGUGCACUUACUAACUCAACUUAUGACGAAAUAGCUUACUGCAGAGUUUAAUUUAAUUAAGUGUUCAUUUUUUUGUUAAAGUAUAGUUUGUAUUCUGUGUGAUUUUAAUUCGUGGAUCAUGGAAGUUGAAUUUCCUCAAAAGGUGAAGAGUACAGCCUUAAGAAAUAUUAUGCAAUGCCAUAAUUGCUAAUAUAUAAUAGAAACAUUAAGACAGAUUGAAGGAGGAUGAAAUGUCAAUGUUUGUUCUCCUAUAAGCAUUUAGGUUAUGUUUUCUUUAAUCCUAUAUAUGGUAAUAAAAAUCUGUAUAAGGUAAAUGAUCGAUUCCACUAUUUUUGUUUCGGGAAGUAUUAAACUAAGUUCAUGAAUCAUGAGGCUGCAACCUUAACUAAUCCUUUUGACUAUGGUAAGGAUGACUGAGGCUUUUUAAGGUGAAUUUUGUUUGGAAAUAUAUGGGAGACUAAUAAUGAAAUUCCUCCUCAUCUAAGAAAUGCUGCUGCUAAUCUUUUUUUACCCCCAGAAAUAUCUGUGUCUCGCCUUCAGAGAUGCUGAUGCAUUCAUCUUCAGUGUCUUAGCUUUGAGAAACUUUUGUUACAAUGAGAUUAGUACCUCUCAGACAGUAAUUAGAAUCUGUAGAGUAUAUGUGUCCGAUUCAAACUCUCAUUUAUUUUCCUCUCUAAGCCACAUGUUCAUUGUACAUAGACAAUGAUGAAAAAAAAAGAAAGACGAAAAAAGGAAAGUACUUUUUCUCCCACGACAAAACACCCCCGUCCUUCCUUGUUAACCGGUGGGUUAGUCGAAACUGUUCCACCGAUAGUCUGCACCAAGAGAGAAUCCAUGAAGGAAAAGGAUUUCAAAUUGAUGAAAAGAAAAGAUCUACAAGCCCUCUGCAAGAAAGAGGGUAUCCCGGCAAACACCAGCAACUCCAAGAUGGCUGAAGCCCUUUAUUUGGCUCGAUGGAGGCCUUGGGGUGAUCUCCCAAGGGAGAUACUUGAUCUCUUUCUGGAGGAGCUUAGCUUUGGGGAUCACGUGCGGUUUGGAGCAGUUUGCAAGUCUUGGAGAUCAGCCUCCAGAGACAAACCCCACCGUCUUGCAAUCAAGUGGCCAUGGCUGGUGUUUCCUCAGCUCCCACUUGAAGAUAGCCUCAGCAUCUACAGCCCAAUGGAGGCUUAUAUCCAUCAACUUAACAUAAUCAUGUCUCCAGGUUUUGAAUGCUUAGGCCAUUCAAUGGGAUGGUUAAUAAUAUACCAUAUAGCAGAGGGAUACUAUAUUCUUAACCCAUUGAAUAAUCAAACCCUCGAACUCCCUUCUUUACAUCGUGAUUUUUUCUCUUCAGAUCAAGAAAUUUCUGAUAGUGCUUCUGAAUUUAGCAAUGACCACCAUUUUCCAAUGCUAGAGUACAGAAACCUGCAUAACGAUUCUGGGACGGACAGUGACACAGAUUCUGAUAAUGAGAUCAAUAAUGGUUCCGAAAUCAAUGAUUACAAACUUUUCCGAAGAGGUAUUGUGUUUGAUAUACCUUAUUCUCUAGGAGUAGCUGCUCAAUCUGAAUAUGGCGGGUUAUACAUGUGUAGACCGGGAGAUGAUGAGUGGUUAAUUUUGAUUGAGAACUUCUAUGGAGCAUUUAUAUGCUAUAGGGGGUCGUUAUAUUGUGUAGGUUUGGGCACAUGGCGCAAUGUAGUUAUGUGUUACUACUUUGACAUAGAGCCCAAACUACUUUGGAGAAAAACCAUUGAACUGCCUGAAAUAUGCACUAAUAAUGCUUCUCAAACUUAUUUGGUUGAAUCUAAUUUAGGGGGCUUGCUCCUUAUAUUGAGAAAGGUUGAUGAAGUUGAUGAUGGAAAGGCCAAUUUAGUCACCACUGGAUUUCACGUGUUCAGGCUUGAUCACUCCGCUAAUAAGUGGAUACGGAUACAGACAUUACAUGAUGAAGUUAUUUUUGUAAGCUCUUUUGGUGAGUCCUGCGCAAGGACUACCACUAUUGGCAAUUCUUCUGGGUAUAAAGCAAACCAUAUCUACUUCACGGAUAUGAAAUCAGGCACUCUCUUGCAUGAUGAUGACUCUGAUCGACAUUACGAUCAGGGCAUCUUUUCUUUAGCAGAUGGAGGGAUCACGGAAUGGUCUCUGAUUGGCUCUUACUCUCCACUCAACGUUCCCUUUUGGUUUUUUCCGAAAGUUUAACCAUGCUGCAAGAUUAAAAAGUGGACGUGAAGCGUAAGAUUAAUAUGUCCAAGAAGCGUAUGAUGAGUUUCUUAAAUUGAAACAUGUAUAAAGUUCAGGUUAAAUCAAAUAGCUCCUGGAUGUGGAAGCAGAUUCUAAAAACCAGAGAUGUUUUGAUUGCUAAACUUGGCAACAUAAAUAACCUGAUUGCUAUCAUUGGCAAGUCAUGUGUAGGUGAUAAAGUUCAGGUUUCUUCUGUGUACAGUUUUUUGGUGCAACCUGCACAGCAAGUACACUGGGCUAAUACAGUUUGGAAUAAUAUUCAUUAUCCCAAACAUUCUUUCAUCCUAUGGUUAGCUGUUCAAUCAAGGUUGAUUACUCAAGAUAGGCUAUGUCAGAUGGGUAUUCUUAAUGCAAAUCAAUGUGUGCUGUGUACAAAUUUUCAGGAAACCUGUCACCAUCUAUUCUUUGAAUGCCAAUAUUCAUCCACUGUAUGGAACAUGGUGAUGGUUUGGAUGAAUUUCAGCUGGAAAUCAUGCAUAUGGGAUAGUAUCAUACACUGGUUCAGCCUCAGGCUCAAUAAGAGGGGGUUUGUGGAAAAUUUAAAGAGACUGACCUUUGGUAUAACAGUGUACUUCAUAUGGCAAGAGAGGAAUCUUAGGAUUUUCCAGGGGAAAUCUAUGCAACCUGAAAUGUUGUUCAAAGCUAUUAAGAUCUCUUUUUUCUCGAAGAUCAUGAAUGAAAAAUAUCCCGCUCACUUAGAGGAGAGAAUUAGAGAAUUGUAAGAUUGUUGUAUAUAAGCUCUUUGUGUAUGCACUAUGAGUGCUGAGGUUCUCAGCUAUAGCUGAUGGUGAUAUUGUACAAAAUUCUCAAUUGGAAAAUGAAUUAAAAUUUUCAUUGACCAAAAAAAAAUAAAUUGAAACAUGUAUUACAUAAUUGAGUAGACGAUCAAUAACUGUAUCCAUAUAUGCGACGAGAGUCCAUGAAGUUUCAGUGCGGGUAUGGGUGUAGGUACGUGUUGGGUACGGGUUCGUCUUCAGAUACGGGUACAGGUACGUUUUCAGAAAGAAAAAGGCAGUAGUACCCAGGUAACAUAGAUUCAUAGAGAUAUCUUUACUGAUUUGACCUCAUUAAAGAGGAGCCAGAGGAAUUGUAUACAUAAAUGGUGUUUGGUUACCAUUUGGUAAAGAAAUUUUCAGGGCAAUGUGAUUUUCAACUGCUUGUUGAUCAGAAAAAUUUCAGCCUGGAAUAUGAAUUGGUCAAAACUUUUCUUCGCUUCUAAAUUUCCACCUUAUUUCAGAGGCUUGGAUUAUUUAGGUUUUGAUUCCUGCAUUUUAGGUAUGGGUGGGAAAUCAAAUAGUUUCUCUAAUUUUAGUUAGAUUAAACUUGUGUGGCAUUUUGAUUAUGGAAGUCGAAGGCUCUUUAAGAUACACUGGUUAGCUACUAGUGAGAAAUUUCUGACAUAGAAUGUGUCGCAAAAAUGUAAUGUGGUUUGGUGGGCUAUUAUAAAUCUUCUUUCACUUGAUGAUUGAAAAAAAAAAGGAAGUUCUUGUCAAUAUUAACCUUCAUUGCAUGUUCGAGUUAACCUCUAGUAACAAUUUUAUUUCAUAGAUUAGUUUUGAAGACUGAUUCCAGAUAUUUCAGGAAUGCAGAAGCAGAUUCUUCACUGCAGUCUUUAUUCUCUCUUUGUCAUUUCUGAGAACUUUCUGUUUCUGCAAUUCAUGUAACUCUCUCUUUUAUGCAAUUUUUUGUCGGGUUCUAUAUAUGGUAACAGUAAGUCAUAGAAGGUAAAGAGAUGAAGUGUAUUCUUUAGUUUUAACUUUUGAGUAUUUUAAGCCGAAGUUCAUGAUGCUGCAACCUGAAACUCAUUCUUUUGAUAUUAAGCAGGAACGAGGCCGUCACAAAUAUGAUGUCUGGAGAUCUUUUUGAAGGUCAACGAAGAAAUUCCUUCUCGAAAAAAAAACAACUGAUGCAACAAAUUUGGGCUUCUUGUUCGUAGGAAAAAAAAAGAGUUAAAAUGUGUGAAAAUGUCUCUGCAGAAAAUGUUUAACCUGAAUAUGGGGAGUAUGUAUGUUUGUGACUCUGGAAUGUAUGUCGUGGUUCUUCUUGAAAUUAUAGCUUUGUCUAGCACUUCUGAGUUA